CAAUCGCGACAGAGCGCGGCGAACGGACGCGCCGCUCGUGACCGCGCACGCCGGGCCUGUUUUUAAUCGGGGGCGCGGACGUGCGCGUCCCCGCGGAGUCUUUGUGUGGCGGCGUAGAGAAGCGCAAAUACAAUAACCAUGGCCGACGAGAAACCCAAGGAGGGUGUAAAGACAGAGAACAACGACCACAUCAACCUGAAGGUGGCGGGACAGGACGGGUCAGUGGUCCAGUUUAAAAUCAAGAGACACACACCCCUCAGCAAGCUUAUGAAGGCCUACUGCGAGAGACAGGGACUGACAAUGAGGCAGAUUCGAUUCCGGUUUGAUGGACAGCCUAUCAAUGAAACAGACACACCCGCACAGUUGGAAAUGGAGGAUGAAGACACAAUUGACGUUUUCCAGCAACAGACAGGAGGACACAUCUGAAUCGGACGACUCUAUCAAGCCCAACCCAUCUCUCUCUCUCUCUCUGUUCCUGGUUCUCCCAGACCUCUCUCCUCAUGGUUUUCUGUAACUGCUGUUGUAUAGUGUUUUCAGUUCAUCAUGUUUUCUUUUGGUUUUGUACAUAAAGGGUUCCUGCUACAGUAAUUAUUGCAUUGGGUUUGUUAAUUGCCGUAAAAUCUGACGUGUUAAGCCCAAGUUCUUGAACGAGUGAUCGCUAAACUAUCAUGGAGACGGUCAUCUGUGUAUAGACCAACUAAUACAUGUUUCCCCUUAAGAAUCAUUGACCUGAGGAUACGAGCCGUGUAGAUUCGCUCAGGUUCAGAAAUGAGCGCACAGGCUUUUUUGCAGUUAUGACUGUGUUUCAAGAAAUGUUCAGCUCUGUUGUACUUUAAGCAGAUUCAAGUUGAUUUUCUGUUUUCCAUUCAGACAAUUUGGUUUUAAAACUUCUUUUUUUUUAUUGUAGUGAUCAUGUAUAGUGCAAAACUUGUGUUAAACAUGUUUUGACUCGUACGAGGGAAUUCAUGUUUCGGACAAGUCAAGCAUCUGUCUGUAUUGUCUAAUCUCUUGUUAAAAUAAAAUAUUCUCUUUUUAUCAAACUGCCAA
This is a messenger RNA of Megalobrama amblycephala (Wuchang bream), 1047 nucleotides long. RefSeq names its product small ubiquitin like modifier 2b (gene sumo2b). Gene Ontology annotation, cellular component: nucleus. The coding region runs from base 139 to 426 and encodes 95 amino acids. The transcript is spliced from 4 exons. NCBI's taxonomy places the organism in Eukaryota, Metazoa, Chordata, Actinopteri, Cypriniformes, Xenocyprididae. Gene Ontology annotation, molecular function: ubiquitin-like protein ligase binding; protein tag activity. The record is from RefSeq and is a predicted model, not a curated record. Gene Ontology annotation, biological process: protein sumoylation.